AUGGCAGAUGAUCCCGAGUGGUUAAGAAAGAAGAAGCAGACUUUUGUAUUUUGCGGCCUUCUUUCUGGCGUGAUAACCAAGACAAUAUGCGCUCCCUUCGAUAGAAUCCGGCUGUUAUACCAAGUUCAACCCAUGUUUGGUCAGUAUCGCAAUGAAGGUUUAACAGGUGAAAAGAAGUACCGGGGAGUAAUUAGAACAGCACAACGAAUUUUCAAGGAAGAAGGGCUAAAGGGCCUUUGGAGAGGAAAUCUGGCAAAUACAAUAAGAGGUGGAAUCUGCUAUGCCACUAAAUUUGGAAUAAAUGACUCAACUCGAGAGUAUUUAAAGUCAAACUCAAUCUUACAGACAUGGAUGAGAAGUAGAGCAUUUUCGUCAUCAAACCAGAAAAGAGUAGAAUCGCAGAAUCAGGUUAUACUUUCACUGAUGGCUGGUGGAACAGCAGGCCUAGUUCAAAAGAGUUUUACAUAUCCACUGGACCUUUUAAGUGUCAGAAUGGCACUAGGAAUUAAUACAAAACAUCUCUCAACGUGUACUUAUACUGGGAUUUUUGAUUGUUUUUCUCAGAUAUUUAAGACUGAAGGUUUAAUGGGAUUUUACAAGGGUUUUAUCCCUACCAUGGUAACAGGGGUCCCUUAUGUAGCUCUACAGUUGUCGUUUUUUGAUUUUUAUCGCAAGAGACUCCAUGAUUUCCUGUCUAAAAAAGGCGAAAAACUUUCAAUGAAACAGAUCGCCUUUAUGUCAUCAAUUGCUGGCUCAGCUGCCGGAGCAUCAGCUCUAUUCAUUGUCUUUCCAGGAGAUACAGUUAGGAAAAGGAUGAUGAAUAAUGCAAUUUCUAGUGAAAAUAGAUUAUAUAGAGAUUCCAUAUAUUGUAUGAAAUUCAUAUUCAGAAAUGAAGGUAUACAUGUGUUAAUAAGGCUAAAUUUUGAUGGUAUAGGGAUUUUGGCGUUUUAUCAUGGAUUAUUUCCUUCCAUGUUGAAAUCAUUACCGUCUGGAGCGAUUCAGUUUUUAAUGUACGAGGUCCUCAAACACAUUGCCCAGAAUUUUUAA
Molecule: messenger RNA, 1047 nt
Organism: Theileria annulata
Lineage: Eukaryota; Apicomplexa; Aconoidasida; Piroplasmida; Theileriidae
Product: mitochondrial carrier, putative
Exons: 4
Coding region: 1-1047 (348 amino acids)
Biological process (GO): transmembrane transport
Source: RefSeq, a predicted model, not a curated record